AUGAAGAGGAAUCCUGAAUUUCGUGGGGAACCCAGCAGCCCAAAGCGCUGGAACUACAUCCUCGGGGACGUCGAGGUGAUGUUGAAAUGCCUGAGCUACAUCUACAAUGAAGAGCAGCAGCCGGAUGCCGCGCGCGUGUACACGGCCGCCCUCAAGACCCCGUACACCUCCCCCUUCGCCGCUUUCGAGAAGGCCGCGAUGGCGUCCCCCCGCGCGCGGCAGCUGGACGCCCGCCACCUCGGCAGGGGCGGCCUCUACCACUACCUGGAGCGCAGGCUGGAGUUGGAAGGUUUUGACUUCGAACGGUCCUCGGAUGACCUCAGGCGGGACUUUGGCGACGCGAAGGCGGCGCGCAAGGUGCGGGAGAUCAAGAUGCUCAUGGCGGCCGGCUGCGCGGGGGACGAUGCUGGCCCGGCUGAAACAGAGGCCGUGGCCGGCCAGCUGGGAGAGAAUGAAGUCAAGGAUGGGGUCAAGGGCGAGGUCAAGAAACAGAGGAGAUCCAAGUUUACGGAUCCGUUCCCGAUGAGGCUCGAUCCCAUAUACGAGGUCGAGGAGGAGGACGAGGAUAAGGUCAAGGACAGGGUCAAAGACAAGGUCAAGAUCAAGAAGAAAUCCAAAUUUCAGGAGGCGCUCGCGAUCAGGCUCGUGAUCAAGGACGAGGUCAAGGACGAGGUCAAGGACGAGCCCGUGAACUAG
This is a messenger RNA of Diaporthe batatas, 696 nucleotides long. RefSeq lists its product as uncharacterized. The record is from RefSeq and is a predicted model, not a curated record. NCBI's taxonomy places the organism in Eukaryota, Fungi, Ascomycota, Sordariomycetes, Diaporthales, Diaporthaceae. The transcript has 2 exons. The coding region runs from base 1 to 696 and encodes 231 amino acids.